AUGUCGGACGAGAUUAUUUGGCAAGUUAUAAACCAACACUUCUGCGCUUACAAGCUGAAAACCGACAAAGGUCAGAACUUUUGCAGAAAUGAAUACAAUGUCACUGGGCUGUGUUCGCGACAAUCAUGCCCUCUAGCCAAUGCUAGAUAUGCAACGGUGAAGAAUGUGGACGGAAGACUGUACUUGUAUAUGAAAACGGCAGAAAGGGCUCACACACCGGCCAAGAUGUGGGAGAGAAUAAGGCUUUCCAAAAACUAUGCAAAGGCGCUGAAGCAAGUGGAUGAUCAGCUUUUGUACUGGAACAAGUUUCUAAUACACAAAUGUAAGCAGAGACUGACCCGUCUGACACAAGUGGCGGUGACUGAAAGGCGCAUGGAGCUGAGAGAAGAAGAAAGACACUAUGUGGGGAUCGCGCCCAAAGUCAAGAGAAGAGAAGAAAACCGUGAGCGCAAGGCGCUUGGAGCGGCCAAGAUUGAAAAGGCGAUUGAAAAGGAGCUUUUGGAGAGACUCAAGAGCGGUGCAUAUGGCGACAAACCGUUGAAUGUGGAUGAAAAGAUCUGGAAAAGAGUGCUGGGUCACGUGGAGGACGAUCAGGACGAAUUGGAAGACGAAUACGAGGAUGAAGAAGAGGAAGAGAGCGAUGCCGAGAUCGAAUAUGUAGAAGACGAAGGAGACGACGAAGAUCUAGUCGAAGUGGAGGAUCUUGAAAGGUGGCUGGAUGAUCCAAACGCUUCGCAGGACGACGAUAGCUCGGAUGACGAAAGUAGCAGCAGUGGCGACGAAAACGACGACGACGACGAGGAUACUAAGAACCAGAAACGCAGAAAACUUGCUGCUGCGGCUGCCAGAAAGAAACGUCCCAGAGUCGAGAUCGAGUACGAGGAAGAGACCCCACAACCAGCACAGCAAGAGCUGGCCCGCUAG
Molecule: messenger RNA, 924 nt
Organism: Lachancea lanzarotensis
Lineage: Eukaryota; Fungi; Ascomycota; Saccharomycetes; Saccharomycetales; Saccharomycetaceae
Gene: MAK16
Product: LALA0S14e00188g1_1
Exons: 1
Coding region: 1-924 (307 amino acids)
Biological process (GO): maturation of LSU-rRNA; maturation of 5.8S rRNA
Cellular component (GO): preribosome, large subunit precursor; nucleolus
Source: RefSeq, a predicted model, not a curated record